Molecule: messenger RNA, 2765 nt
Organism: Morone saxatilis (striped sea-bass)
Lineage: Eukaryota; Metazoa; Chordata; Actinopteri; Moronidae
Product: zinc finger protein 37-like
Cellular component (GO): nucleus
Source: RefSeq, a predicted model, not a curated record
GAUCCUGAACUCCAAGAUCCAUUGUCACUGAGUCUAAAUGAAAACUAUGAUGACCAAAAUUCGCCACAUCAUGAUUCAAAAAAAGCACCAGGAAGCCCUGACUAUAACUGUGAGACUCCAGAGAUUCAAGUUAUCAUCAAAGAGGAAGAGGAAGGCUGGACUGUGAGUGAAAAUCAUGAGAGCUUCAGCUCAGAGGAAGAAAACGAAGAUACUUCCUCACACACUUGUCAUCCCCAGCUCAAAGCAUACGGGAACGAGAGCUCCAUUUCGUGCGGAGUAAAGAGACACGAGAGAGUGUUUUUGGUGGACAAAUGCUCGGAGGAGUCUGGUGGCACCACUUUCUCUGGGCAGAGCUCCUCCGUCAGUGCGGGGCAGCAGAGACACACGCUCAUGGACGAGAAACCUAAGAUUUCCUGUAUACGUGGAAAAGUGCCGGGAAAUGUGACUGUGCACCAGUGCAAUAACACAGUAUGUGAAACGACCCCUAGUCACAAAAGGAACAUGAAGGCCCAUCAGGGAACACGUGCAGCGGACGAGUGUUACGCUCAAGACCAGAGCCUUGACGUAAAACAAAGCACAUCUUUGCCAACAGAAGCAGAACUACGUGAGACCAAACGAUCAGCACCUUGCCAAACAGAUUCUCCUGAACAUAAGCCCCUGAUGUCACAUGGACUCAAGCUGGCAUCGGCAAACUUAGAGGACCAAACGCUCCAUGUGACCGUCAGACUGCAGGCAGGGGAUGAGGAGGAGGAACAAGAGGAGGAACCAGAUGAAGAAAUUGGUGGUUUAAUCAACUCUGAUGGAGAGGUGGUUGAAUGGGAUGGCAGAGACAGUCCUGACCGAGGUUCUGAUUGCGCAGAAAGUCCUCAGCCUAGCAAGGGUGUCAUCCUGUCCGAGUCUCAGCUGCAAGUCCAAAACCAGAGAGACAGCAGUAGUCCAACACUCAUCAUGGAAGUUGUUGGGGAAGAUGAAGAAAGGGAAGAAGGGGAGGAAAAAGAGAGAGUAGUAAAGAUGGCAGCUGUCCCGCCCUUAUAUCGUGGAAAGAGACACAGAAGAAAGAAAAAGCUUCCAGAAAUAAAAGUGGUGUCGUUGGACGUCUCAGACGCAGACAAAGAGGUUCCUGCAAAACCUCCUGUAAAAAGACGGGGCAGAAGAAAGACUUCAGAAGUUCAACUGUUGUCCAGUGAGGACUUAGAGGCAGAGCCUGGAAUAUCAAGGCGCACCCGAAGAAAGAGAAAUGUCCCUAUCAUAGUGGAAUCAGAAGAAGUAAACAUGAAAACUGUCCGCCGAGCUGUUGCAAAGCGACCUUACAGACGAAGGAAAGAUACCAAACCAUCUGCUGAAGGAGAAGGAGAAAAAACAAGUGCUGGGAAGAAGCGUCCGGGCAGGAAAAUGGUUCGCAUUCCAAUAGAAAUCCCUCCUGAGCUCCUGAAGAAGCCCAAAGAGAAGAUAGAGUACCACUGCUCAGUGUGUGGCAAAGAAUUCCCUCAUGCCUACAAACUAGAGAGGCACGAGCUGAUCCACACAGGAGAGAGACCUUACUGCUGCUCCAUCUGUGGGAGGGGUUUCAACCAGAAGGGGAAUCUCAAAACGCACUACAAAGUCCACUUAGGUCGUAAGGGCGCUGUGGAUUUUGACGAUGAGGUCAAUCCAAUAGCGUCAGAACUCUCUGAAUACUUGAAGUCUCUGCCGGGAGAGUCCAGGAUCAGGUCAUCCCUCCGUUGCCUGGAAUGUGGGAAAGAAUGUGAGAGUCAGUCAGCUUUACAAGCACACCACAUUACCACACACUCAGAAACAGCCGGUGAAUCAGAUGCAGUCGAGCACAGCACAUCACAGCUUUUGUUCUGCCGCCGCUGUGGCAUUCAGUUCAAUGAAAAAGAAAAGCUGGAAGAACACAUGAAAACCCACGUUAAGGAGAAGCGCUACUCGUGUCCCGACUGUGGCAAGAGGUUCAUCAAUGAGAGCUACAUACAGAUUCACCAGCGCAUCCAUACUGGGGAGAAACCGUUCCUCUGCUCCCAGUGCGGCAGAGGUUUCCACACAGCUUCCUCUCUCAAGCUGCACGAGAUGCAGCACUCGGGCGAGAGGCCGUUCGCGUGCUCCAUCUGUGGGAAGACGUUUCGGAUAAACUCGUACCUAACAGCACAUUACCAGACCCACAUUAAAGACAGACCUUUCAUUUGUAGCGUCUGUGGGAAAGGCUACUCCAGAGCUGAGGAGCUGAAGGUGCACCACAGGCUUCACACUGGAGAGAGACCCUACGAGUGUGGAGAAUGCGGGAAGAGCUUCAUCUACCGCCAGGGUCUGCGGCAGCAUCAGCGCACCCAUGCUGGGAGACGCAUCGGGCCAACCAGACAGCUUGGAAGGCCGAAGCAAGAGGCCAGGCUGGACAUCUAAUAGUUCAGUUGAUUUUUUUUGUUGUUAACUGUGUUUGAUGAAGAUAUUGCAGUAAAUUGCGCUUCUUUCUUGAUCUUCUUCCUUCCAUUCCUCCAACUUACAGCAGAGACGAUUACUGUGUCUGAAAAUACGCGCUACAGAGUCGGUGUGGAUUGCCAAGAAUAAUGUGGAAGCUUACUGUGUUGUCCUUCUUGUAUUCAUGUUUUGUACCCAUGCUUUUGUUUACUCUUCUCUAGUAGCCCAUCUGUACAAUUUGAGUGCCUUUGUAUCCUGCAUGCCAAAUACUAAUAUUUAAUGUUAAAAAAAUAUGCACAAUAUCCUUGUUAUUUUAAAAUCCAUCAUGAUGGAAUACAGAACUUUUUCUUAAA